UCGCAAUUUUUUGUGGAGAGCAGCUAGCUGCUUACGAAACGACCGCCGUCGUACUAUCCUCCUUCCUUGUCAACGCUGGUUUGGCCAGGUUUCUGCAAGUCAAAGCUAUGCAUCCAGCAGCAAGCUUCCGUAAGAGUCCACGGUACGGCGUGUGGUGUUCCUUUCUCUCUACCUCCAAACUCCUCCCUCGCCUCAACUCGCACCUCGUCUUCCAGCUUUCGACCUCCGCUCGUCACACCAGAUCUUGUUAUCUGCUUUCCGUGCAACCUGUUCUCGCGUUCGUGGAACUUACGUCUAUCUCGCACCCUUGUUCCGCAAGCCUUUCCUCCGACCAUCAUGGCGCUGAAUCUGCCGCCGGACCUCUACCUUCGCUGCACGCUGCUGCUCGCCUUGCUUCUCUCGGCCACCAUCGUCCACGCCCGUACUAACGGGCUGGUAACCGCACGUGGCCUGUCACCAGUACCGCAAACUGCGGCCUCGUUUGUCACGGACCGGCGUCCGUCGUCCGUGGCUCGUCGCCUGCGUGAGCCAGCCGCCUUAGUAGCAACGCCGCCGCCGGAGGGGUCGGGCGUCAAGCUCGCACCCUCGCAAUGUGAGUUCGUACCCCGGUAUAAGUGCCCUGCUGUUUAUUGCGGGAAUUGGGUCUUGUAAAUUGGUUGCGUGCAUGGAAUUUCCUCCCUUUAUCCCUCAUUCUUGCCAUCUUCCGUUUCCCCCACACCCCCCACCACCCGCCAGCCCCAAAACGGUCCAUCCCCCCUUCGACCCUCCACCGCACCCUCACUCUUUCUCUCUUCUUUCGCCUUCCUCACUGAAUGCACCAAAGGCCAACCGUCCUCUCCUGUCGAAUCCUACCCUCGUCCGUUUCUUCCCUCCCCCCUCCCCUCCAAGGUUCAAAAUUACGGUUUUCGAAUAAUAAGGUCCGUAAAUUACGACCGUUUUUUUCGGGCAGUUCGGGAAAAAAACGGUGUAAUUUAAAUAGAGCACAUGGUUUUUUUUUUCCGAAGGGGAAUGGGUCCUAUGCGGUUUCAACGUCAACUGAAUGGUUAGUAAUGCUCCAUGGCACCUACAAACAUGGAAAUCUGGAGUUGCUAGGCGGUAGUGUAAACUGGCUUAGAUUCCAGCCAGAAAAACGCUCCAAACUACGUCCUGUGGUAGCUUAGAAAACGUCCUCUGUAUUUGUAUCUCACACACUUCGAAGUUGGGUUGAGAAAGGCUUCUAAGAGAACCAAAAUCCAUUGGGUUCUGUUUUUGAAACACGCUUCGACAGGGUGGUUUCGCAAAUUGCACGAGACCACCCUACUGGGUGCGAAAUAACCAACGGGUUUCGCG
Molecule: messenger RNA, 1329 nt
Organism: Closterium sp. NIES-67
Lineage: Eukaryota; Viridiplantae; Streptophyta; Zygnematophyceae; Desmidiales; Closteriaceae
Source: the annotation of a GenBank genome assembly